AUGCACGCAACAAGUUCCACAAUGUCAGAAUCAGAAGUUGCUCUUUUAGAGUGCAUUCGCCAGCAUCUUCUCGACGACGACGACGGCGACUACUUCGAAACCCUAGCGAAAAUCGCCCAAAAUGUUCAAUUCCAUUUCCCAGAUUCAAGCUGCGGCACAUUUCCGUCGCUGGACGCAAAUGAUUACAAGGACGUGAACGCCUAUCACGAUCCCCCGAAAGAUGCUGUCGGGUUCGAGUCGCCCAGCUCAUUGAAUGAGCAAUCUGUCGUGGAUUAUGGACACGUCGAAGCGAAUGAGGCCACACCCGCAGUGACGCGUGAAUGUGACACCCGGCCCGGAGGGUGUCUCUACCGGGGAGUGAGGAGGCGGCCGUGGGGGACGUAUGCAGCAGAGAUUCGGGACCCGAAGAGGAACGGUGCGAGGAGGUGGCUCGGGACCUACGAGACCCCGCGGGAGGCUGCGUUGGCUUACGACCGUGCAGCGUUCGCGAUGCGCGGGGCCAAGGCCCGGCUGAAUUUCCCUCACUUGAUCGGUUGCGAUGAGGCGGAGCCGGUGAGGGUGACUCGGAAACGGCUCCGCUCGGCUGAGGCUGAGAGCAGCUCGCUGGAUUCGAAGUGGAGAAUGGAGGAUUUGACUGGCCCCGCCGGCGACCCCGACGAGCUUAAUUGCUAUGUCCUGCGGUUUUAA
Molecule: messenger RNA, 687 nt
Organism: Rhodamnia argentea
Lineage: Eukaryota; Viridiplantae; Streptophyta; Magnoliopsida; Myrtales; Myrtaceae
Product: ethylene-responsive transcription factor 1-like
Exons: 1
Coding region: 1-687 (228 amino acids)
Biological process (GO): ethylene-activated signaling pathway; regulation of DNA-templated transcription
Molecular function (GO): DNA-binding transcription factor activity; DNA binding
Source: RefSeq, a predicted model, not a curated record